AUGUGUCGGAGGAAACACCUGUGUUCAGAGGUGCUGAGGGACCCGGUCUCCAUUCCCUGUGGACACAGUUACUGCAGGCAGUGCAUCAGCACAUACUGGGCCCAGCCCGGCCCUGCAGGAGACUAUGUGUGUCCCCAGUGCAGUAAGAGAUCCAGAGCCCGGCCUGUGCUCAUCACUAACACAGCCUUGGUCAGGGUCCUCCAGGGGCUCCAGCAGGCAGGCUUCAGUCCUGCCCUCCCUGCUCUGGGCUACGCUGGGCCUGGGGACGUGGCCUGUGAUAUCUGCUCUGGACAGAAGCUCAGAGCGGUCAAGUCCUGUCUGACCUGCACUGUCUCCUACUGUGAGAGCCACGUCAGGCAGCACUACACCAUCCCAGCACUACAGAGACACACCCUGGCUGAGGUCACUGGAGGCGGGGGACACAAAGACCACCAUGGCAACGCUGGACAGACAGAGAGCAUCAAAGAGGAGGGGGCUAUGGAGAGUGAGCAUGGUACUGAGGAAGAGAACUCUGAGCUGAAGAACAUCCAGUUAAAGGAGGGGAACUCCAAACUCAAACAUGACAUCAAAUAUGAGCUGGGUAAUAUCAAUGUUGCACUGAAACAAUAG
Coregonus clupeaformis (lake whitefish) is the source of this 609-nucleotide messenger RNA. RefSeq names its product E3 ubiquitin/ISG15 ligase TRIM25-like. The record is from RefSeq and is a predicted model, not a curated record. The transcript is spliced from 3 exons. The coding region runs from base 1 to 609 and encodes 202 amino acids. NCBI's taxonomy places the organism in Eukaryota, Metazoa, Chordata, Actinopteri, Salmoniformes, Salmonidae.